AUGUUUGAGGCGCGUCUGGUUCAAGGAAGCGUGUUAAAGAAGCUUCUUGAUGCGAUCAAAGACCUCGUCACUGAUGCUAACUUCGACUGCUCCGCCACUGGCUUCUCACUCCAAGCCAUGGAUUCUAGCCACGUCGCACUCGUUGCGCUUCUCUUGCGAGCAGAUGGGUUUGAGCACUACCGAUGCGACAGGAAUCUCACAUUGGGGAUGAAUCUGGUGAACAUGGCCAAGAUGCUGAAAUGUGCAGGCAAUGAUGACAUCAUCACAGUGAAGGCUGAAGACGACGGCGACACAGUCACCUUCAUGUUCGAAAGCCCAAAGCAAGACAAGAUAUCUGAUUUCGAGAUGAAGCUCAUGGACAUUGACAGCGAGCAUCUCGGCAUUCCCGACGAGGAGUACGAUGCCAAUAUCAAGAUGCCAGCAGGGGAGUUCCUCCGCAUUUGCAAAGACCUCAGCUCCAUUGGCGACACAGAACCAUGGGUGCAUGAGCCACGAAGCGAGUACGGAGGGAAAUCUUAUCAGCAGAUGCUGAACAACGUGAGCAAAUCCGCUGGGAUCAAUAUGGAAGUGGACAUGAUCACUGGAAGUACUUGGAGGAACGACACACAAGGUGCAUAUGCAACUGUUUUGAAAGACUUUCUGAGAGUAAGAGAUUCUCGGUUCACCUUGGUACGCUAUGAAGACAUCUGGUACCAAGAGCAAAGAAGGAUAGGCUCAGCUUUUGCAUCCAUUGGAGCUUGGUACGAAUUGAAGAACAGCCUGCUUCUGAAGAUCUUCGUCCAAAGUGCAGUGAAGGUUGGCCAGGAAAGUGCAGCUUACCGCUCUGUUGCAAAAGGGGUGCUCUCUGCUGAAGACAGUGGGAAGGAUCACUUCAGGAAGGGCACACCAGGAGAUUGGAAAAAUCACUUGACAAAGCAAAACAAGGGCUACAUACGUGAGAAGCUGGGGUCUCUGUUGGUGGACCUUGGUUAUGAGAAGACUAUGACUUGGUAG
This is a messenger RNA of Closterium sp. Naga37s-1, 993 nucleotides long. The record is from the annotation of a GenBank genome assembly. Lineage: Eukaryota; Viridiplantae; Streptophyta; Zygnematophyceae; Desmidiales; Closteriaceae.